Molecule: messenger RNA, 1181 nt
Organism: Aspergillus sclerotioniger CBS 115572
Lineage: Eukaryota; Fungi; Ascomycota; Eurotiomycetes; Eurotiales; Aspergillaceae
Product: Zn(II)2Cys6 transcription factor domain-containing protein
Exons: 4
Coding region: 79-906 (275 amino acids)
Biological process (GO): regulation of DNA-templated transcription
Molecular function (GO): zinc ion binding; DNA-binding transcription factor activity, RNA polymerase II-specific
Source: RefSeq, a predicted model, not a curated record
GGAUCUCCGAGCGGAACCGGUCACCCAUCCCACUCUUCCUGCGUCCCCCCUCUGCCAAACUAUUAACCGCCCACCACAAUGGCCCCUGCAAAGCCAAAUAAAGUGUCUCGCAUCACCGUGGCUUGUAAUUCCUGCCGCUUCCGGAAACAGAAGUGCAGUGGAAACAAGCCGAUAUGCACACAAUGCCACCAACACAACCGGCCAUGCGACUGGCCCGAACAGUUAAAGCGUGGCCCUGCCAAAGGCUAUAUAGAAGCCCUGGAGCACCGUCUUCAUGAAACAGAGAGUCUGCUUCUGAAAUUACUUGCCGAAAUCCCGGAUUCCCAGCUCUCAGCCACCAUUCAGGAAAGCCAAGAACAUCCCAGGAAUUAUAGAAGCAGCAACAGUCCAACACAAAUGUACUCUCCAUCCACCCGCUUUGGAAAACGAGGUACAGAUUACUGGAAAAAGUUCCCUUUGCACACCGUCCAGGAUAUUCGUGACUGGCAAAAUGAUUGCUUGGGCAACGGAGGUAAUGCCUCAGCACCACGCUCUUCGGGACCAGAUGUUGUCAGGCGUCCUUCCAUUCCACUUUCUCGAUAUCAACCGGAGAUCGAAUCCCCGAGAGACCAUGCCUCUGAGUUUCAAGAACAUCGGGAGGUGCCAGCGCUACCACGGAUACAUCAGAUCGAGAUCCCCAAUAGCCCGGGAGAUGCGUAUGUGUCGCCGGCUAAAGUGGUCCGCAGUCCUGGGCUAGAUGAUGAGAUAAGAGAGAGUCGCCCGCGAAUUGAUCCAGUUUUCGAGGCGAUACAGUACCAGCGCGCUCGUGCGGAGGCCGUCCAUGAAUUGAGCUCUGUUGUGCAGCAAAAGCCGAGUCUAUGGAGGGGUGCGCCGUCUGUGAGCUUUCAGCAGCAAUUUCUCUGGUAACCUUGACGACCCUCACAUGAAUAAACGACUCAAUUUCUGUAUCAACUUUCUAAGCUUGGAUUGGGUUCGGACAUGCCUUACUUCAGAGAUGCAAGAAUUGUCUGGUCGCCGAUUGGAGGAUGCACUCUGAUUUCAUCGCUCUAGGACUUAUUAAUCCUGUUAUUGCCUCCGGUGUCAUUGUGGAGGGCAAUUCAUAUUCUAUGUGUGGAGCAAACGCCGACACUAUCAAGUAUAACCGAACCAAUUCACUAUAUAGAGAAAUUCCAAGUCCUAUG